Molecule: messenger RNA, 2133 nt
Organism: Oppia nitens
Lineage: Eukaryota; Metazoa; Arthropoda; Arachnida; Sarcoptiformes; Oppiidae
Product: protein KRI1 homolog
Exons: 3
Coding region: 94-2133 (679 amino acids)
Biological process (GO): endonucleolytic cleavage in ITS1 to separate SSU-rRNA from 5.8S rRNA and LSU-rRNA from tricistronic rRNA transcript (SSU-rRNA, 5.8S rRNA, LSU-rRNA)
Cellular component (GO): 90S preribosome; nucleolus
Source: RefSeq, a predicted model, not a curated record
UUAACCAAUGAGAGCAUUGAUAUGAAUGUCAAGCAUUGACUGCAAAAGCAUUGCAUUUGUUUUGCAGGGAUUGUCAACACAUGUGAUACAAAAAUGUCCAAAAAGUUAUUGGAUUUAAUCGAUGAAAGUGAUGAAGACAUCAAUCAUUUGAACACUCAAUCAGAUUAUGCAAAGAACUAUGAUAUUUGGCGAAGAAGAGAGGAGAUCCAGCGAUUAAAAAACAAAUACGGAAUUAAUUUAGACAUUCAGUCGGAUUGUGAACCAUCAGAUGAUGACAAUGGAUCAGAUGUACAAUCACUUGAUGACAGUGACGAAAGUGAUGAAAUUGGCGAAUCAGAUGAGGCGGUCGGUGUCUUUGACAAAGACUUCUUGAAAAUAUAUUCAGCGCUCAAAAGUAAAAAUCCUAUCAUUUAUGAUAAAAAUGCAAAAUUUUUUGCAGAAACUAAUGAGUUGUUGAAGACAUCCGAUGACAAUGAAGGAGAAGAAGAAGUCAAAGAAAAGUCAAUGACAUUAAAGGAUUAUCACUUAAAAUUAAUUAAAGAAAAGAAAGGCAUUACAGAUGAAGACUUAGAAAAUACUGUCUCACUUACAGAUCAACCAAUAGGUUAUUAUGAAGAGUUGAAUGAAAUUAAAAAUGAAUUUAAAGACAUUAUUAACGCCGUCGAUGACUCUGAAGAACAACUUCUUAAAGGAAAACAAAAUGUUACUAAAAAUAUAGUAAAAGAUAAUACUUUAGAUUUUUUAAAUGAAGAAAUUUCUAAUGAAAAUGAUUCAGAUCUUCAAUAUCUAAAGAAAUAUUGGAAAAAUGAUAAUCAUUUGGAAGAACCCGAAAAGUUUUUAAGAGAUUAUAUAAUAAACAAGAGUUAUGUCGAUAAUGUUAAUAAUAAUGCAAAAAUGUUGACAUCUAAAGCACAGAUCAGUUUUGGUGAUAAUGGAGAAGAUGUUGAAAUAAGUAAUGGAUUGAUUACAAUGGAUGACAUAAAUAAAGAAAAAGCUUCUGUCAGUGAUAUAACUAUUAGUAAAUAUCAUUUUGAAGAACCAGACGCUGUUGUCAUCAAACGUUAUCCGAGAAAUAUUGAAACGAUUCGCGACACCACUAAGGAUGAGAAGAGAGCCAUUAAAAGGACUGAAACUAAAGAAAGAAAGAAAAAAGAGAAGGAAAGAGAAUUGAAAAGAUUAAGGAAAUUAAAGAGAGAAUCUCUUAGAGAAAGAUUUUCAAAGGUUCAACAAAUCAGUGGAAACCAUACAAUCGAUUUCAAUGAUUUGGAUUUAAAUCAAUUAUUGGACGACGAAAAUGAUUUUAAUCCAGAAAAAUAUGAUCAAAAAAUGAUGGCUUUGUUUGGCGAUAAUUAUUAUGAUGACAAUCAGUCCACGGGUGAGAGUAAACCAAAAUUUGAGUACAUGUCUGAAAUUGAUGACAACAACAAUGUUGAUAACGAAGACUACGAUGACUACGACUCUUAUGAAGAUAAUAAUAAUAAUGUGAAUCAUAAUGAAGAGGAAUUAAUGUUUAAAAGUAAUCCAAAAAUUAAGAAAAAAUUGGAGAAAAAGCAAAAAAAGAUAAAUAAAAAUUUAGACGAAAUUGGUAUUUAUGACGAUUUAAUUGGUGGUGAUUUGCCGACACAUUUCAGAUAUAGAAAAGUUAAGUCCAAUGAUUUUGGUCUGACUGAUGAAGAAAUCUUAUUUUCUGACGACAAAGAACUUAAUAAAUGGUGUUCAUUGAAGAAGAUGUCGCAGUUUAGAGAAGACAACGAAGAGGUUUAUGACAUGAAGUCAUUCUCAAAGAAAGCAUCGAAUAUUAAACUUAAACAAAAAGUGUUGAAAAGCUUUUACGAAAGGAAUAAUAAAAUUGAAAAUCCAUUUACUGAAGAAAAUCUUAAAACUAAUGAAGACUUUAGUAGUCGUCAAACAAACGACAAUCACAGCCAAGACUUUUCCGGUAUAAAAAAGAAAAGAAAGAGAAAGAAGAAAUCUAAUACUUUUAUUGUUACCGAAGUAAACAAUCAACAAAAUACUGAUCAAAGUCUUGUCUCUAUCUCUCAACAUAAUAAUAAUAAUAAUAAUAAUAACAUAACUAAUAAAACCGAAAACGCAAACGAAAAGAAUCCAAUGAAACUGAAACCAAAUAUUUAG